Molecule: messenger RNA, 273 nt
Organism: Anisakis simplex (herring worm)
Lineage: Eukaryota; Metazoa; Nematoda; Chromadorea; Rhabditida; Anisakidae
Source: the annotation of a GenBank genome assembly
AUGGCCAUCGAAUUUCGGUCAAAGGCCACCGACCGAUUUUUUGUGAAUGCCGAUAUCCCCAGGUCACCCGAAAAUCGUUGGCCACCGACUGCGACCGAAAAGAACGGUGGACACCAAAAACCGGCUUUCGAUGGCCUCCGAGCGCAAUCGAAAAGAACUGCUCGAUCGGUGUCACGCGAGGGACAAAUUUCGGUGCCAUCGACCGAAGCCGAAAGGGGUUGUUCGGUUGGUGGCGAACAAAUCGCUUGUUUGUUAAUGGUAAUCGAACUAUGA